Messenger RNA from Coccidioides immitis RS, 2757 nucleotides. RefSeq names its product N-terminal acetyltransferase catalytic subunit. The record is from RefSeq and is a predicted model, not a curated record. Bases 181 to 2694 code for a protein of 837 amino acids. NCBI's taxonomy places the organism in Eukaryota, Fungi, Ascomycota, Eurotiomycetes, Onygenales, Onygenaceae. Gene Ontology annotation, cellular component: NatA complex; cytoplasm. The transcript has 3 exons. Gene Ontology annotation, molecular function: protein binding; protein-N-terminal amino-acid acetyltransferase activity. Gene Ontology annotation, biological process: N-terminal peptidyl-methionine acetylation.
AAUCAGUGUCGGAUUUUAGUAAACUGAUAGUUGUGAAGUGUAUUUUUUUGCCUGUCUAUUGGCCCCAUUACAACAGUUUCAUAUUUCCCCCCUUCAUCAAGGUGCUGAAAGCCCUCUCCUCCGUUGUGCACCUCCGGCCAAAAUUUCCCUCCACCACACCAGGCGACAGCCUCCAGCACAAUGCCUCAGCCAUUGAGUUCAAAAGAUGGCUCAUUAUUCCGCCAGGUAGUGCGGCAUUGUGAAAAUAAACAAUAUAAGAAAGGGCUCAAGACUGCCGAACAGAUCCUCCGCAAGAACCCCAACCAUGGAGACACACAAGCAAUGAAAGCGCUGAUGAUCAGCUAUCAAGGCCAACAAGAAGAAGCAUUUGCGUUGGCCAAAACAGCUCUAAAGAACGACAUGAAGUCCCAUAUCUGUUGGCAUGUCUACGGCCUGCUCUAUCGCGCCGAGAAAAACUACGAUGAAGCGAUUAAAGCGUACCGAUAUGCCCUGAAACUCGAGCCGGAGUCCCAGCCGAUCCAGAGAGAUUUGGCAUUUCUUCAAACGCAAAUUAGAGACUUUCAGGGAUAUAUACAAAGCCGGACAGCAAUGCUGCAGCAGAAGCCCGGCUUUCGCCAGAACUGGACUGCGCUCGCAAUCGCGUACCAUCUUUCAGGCAAUUUAAGCGAGGCAGAAAAUGUUUUGACAACUUAUGAGGAGACUCUGAAGACCCCACCACCGAGAACUGAUAUGGAACACUCAGAAGCUAUACUGUAUAAGAACUCCAUAAUCGCGGAAUCCGGAAAUAUUCAAAAGGCCCUUGAACACCUCGAUGCAGUCGGUAAUCAAUGCUUUGACGUGUUAGCCGUUAUGGAGAUGCGGGCGGAUUACCUUUUAAAGCUGGGCAGAAACGACGAGGCUGUGGCUGCAUAUGAGGCAUUGUUGGAACGGAACCCUGAAGAUUCGCACUAUUAUGAUGCUUUACUGAAAGCAAAGGCUAUUGAUGAGAAGGAUCACGCAUCUUUAAAAGCCGUUUAUGAUUACUGGGUGGAGAAAUAUCCGCGAAGUGACGCACCACGUCGCAUACCGCUGGAAUUUCUUGAAGGGGAUGAUUUUCGCCAAGCUGGAGACGCGUACCUUCAACGCAUGUUGAGAAAAGCUAUACCUUCGACUUUUGCUAACAUUAAGUCCUUAUACACCAAUUCAUGGAAACGCGACACCGUCCAGGAGCUUGUGGAAGGAUAUGCAGCGGGAAAUUUCAGCAGUCAAGUUAAUGGCUCUACAGAGCAGAACAAUGGGGAUAACUCUACCUUUGAAUGUUCGGUAUAUUAUUUCCUCGCCCAGCACUACAAUUACCACCUUAGUCGUGAUCUAGAAAAGGCCAUGUCGUAUAUUGACAGAGCCAUCAAACUAUCUCCAACCUCCGUUGACUAUCACAUGACCAAGGCGAGAAUAUGGAAGCACUAUGGCAACCUUCCAAAAGCUUCAGAGGUUAUGGAUAUGGCACGGUCGCUAGAUGAAAAGGAUCGGUACAUCAACAGCAAGGCAGCCAAGUACCAACUUCGAAACGAUGAAAAUGAGAAGGCAAUCGAUACUAUGAGCAAAUUUACACGCAACGAAACUGCUGGUCCACUUGGUGACCUUCUUGAGAUGCAGUGCGUUUGGUAUUUGACUGAGGAUGCUGAGUCAUACCUACGCCAGAGGAAGAUAGGACUUGCACUGAAAAGAUUCCAUUCCGUUUACAAUAUUUUCGACAUUUGGCAAGAAGAUCAAUUUGACUUCCAUGGGUUUUCUUUACGAAAAGGUAUGAUCAGAGCGUACGUUGAUAUGGUUCGAUGGGAGGACCAAUUACGAUCACACCCAUAUUACACGCGCGCAGCCCUCGGCGCCAUAAAGGCUUACAUUUUGUUGCAUGAUGAACCGGACCUUGCGCAUGGACCGAUUCCAGUGGGGACAAACGGUCUUGAUGGACAUGCAGACAGUUCAGAGAGGAAAAAGGCUCUAAAGAAAGCCAAGAAGGAACAGCAAAAGCUGGAAAAGGUCGAGGCUGAAAAGACGAAGGCCAGGAAGGCCGCCACGACAGGCGGCGGUGGAGAUGCCAGGAAGGAUGACACGGAUCCACUGGGCCUCAAUCUUGCACGCACAUCCGAUCCAAUGAAGGAUGCAUUGAAGUUUUUGGACCCAUUGUUGGAGAUGUCGCCCAAAAAUAUCGAAGUGCAAACCGCGGGAUAUGAAGUUUACAUUCGAAGAAAGAAAUACCUCCUGGCUCUCAAAUGUCUGCUUGCUGCCCAGGCCAUUAAUCCCUCCGAUCCUACAUUGCACGUCCAGCUUGCUCGAUUCCGCAAGACUCUCAACGAGCUCUCAGAACCUCUCCCGGCCGAAGUUCAAGAAAUCGUGACAUCAGAGUUCGAGACUCUCCUCCCGAAGUCCCAGGAUCUUGCAGCAUGGAACGAUAGCUACCUCACCGAAAACAGCUCCAGCGUCCCCCACAUACAUGCCGCGCUCACUGUCAGACGGAUCAUAGCCCCAGAGCAAAAGGCCCAGACGGAAAAGGACUUAGCAUCCUCGAUUGACCUAGAAACUGCAUCCAUAGAAUCAGCACUAGCCGGUCUCCAUCUCCUGGAUGACUGGCGCAGCGGGCCCGAGGCGAAGACUUCGUACAUAGGACAGGCAAACACCAGAUGGAAAGAAGCUUCAGUCUUCCAGCAUCAAUAGGAGCGUUGAUUGUAGACUACCUUUUUGCUUUUCAAAUAGCGUUUCUGAAGCCCCAUUAGCAGG